Molecule: messenger RNA, 351 nt
Organism: Prorocentrum cordatum
Lineage: Eukaryota; Dinophyceae; Prorocentrales; Prorocentraceae
Source: the annotation of a GenBank genome assembly
AUGGUGGAUUUCUUGGGGCCCGUUCGUUGGCACAUUCAUUGCGAGGAUCUCCAAAGGCAGGACCCUUCGAGUUUUCAUCAUGCCACGGUCAUUGUGCCCACCCUCUACAGCAUAGUCUGGUUCUGCGUGUGGGGCACCGAGGGUAUUCGCAUGCAGCGCAUGGCAGACUCAGCGGGCCUGUGCUCUCAAGCUCACGGUGGGGGAUCGUCCUGGUCUGAUCAGUACAAUCUGACGGAUAAGCAGAAUCUGAGCAUGGGCUGGACCCCCGGGUGCGUGCUGGACGAUGCUUACCACGGCGGAUACGGCAGGUGCAAGAGGGCGAAGUUCACCAGGUACGUGGAUCCUUCCUAA